AGUAAAAAGGAAAAGAAGCUAACCUGAUGUGUCCCUGGUGUUUAAGGUUAUAGGAGGUGGAUGGAAGGGAAGUCUGCAAGGGUAGGGUCUUGAGUUUAGAAAACACUCACCUACAUAGCUGAAGGGAGAAAAAGUCCCUCCUUUCCCAGAAAUCUCUGCACUCUGAUGUCAGAUGUAACGAUUUAAAUUCGUGACUCACCUUUCCCAGCAGGCUCCGGUCCAAGCUUCCACUCUUCCUGCUGCUAAAAACAGAAAUGCGCUGUUGAAAAUAGAAAUGACAUUACUACCAUACUACUGAAUAUGCUAUUGUUCAGUCGGUCUUAUCAACAGUGUCUUUAGUUAGACAUUUGGAAACUUUAGAAAAAAACACUGAAACAAAGUGUCAAAGAGAUAACCAAUGCUCACCGUAACCUCAUCCACUGCUAUUGAAGGAGACAAUAACUUCUAGAGAAAUGAAAGAGACAUUUGGAAAAGUCACAAUUUUACGUUUUCUUCCAACGUACACAUCUCUGGUACACGUAAGGGAUAUUUCUACAGAGUUGGAGUCUUUGAAGUCUUGGAUGAAAGACAGGGGAGCACAUAAAAGGAGUACUGAACUCUUUAUUCUCACAUAUGGAACUCUGGUAGCACAGUUGUGUGAAGACUAUGAAAAGGAUGAGGAUAUCAACAAACAGCUGGAUAAAAUGGGGCGUAACAUUGGCAUGAAGCUGGUCGAAGAUUUUCUGGCUCGAUCAAAUAUUGCACAAUGUCGUAAUUUUUAUGAAACAGCCGAUGUAAUUGCUAAGGUUGCUUUCAAGAUGUACCUUGGAGUGACCCCUCGGGUGACCUUCUGGAGCCAAGCUGGAGAUGAUUGCUCGCUGUUUCUAGAGAAGAAUCCACUCUUGGGCUAUGUGGAAAUACCUGAGAAGCAUUCCUGUUUACUGUACUCCAACAUGAUCUGUGGCAUCUUGAAAGGAGCACUAAAAAUGGUUCGUUUGCAGGUGGAUAUUCAACUACUUCAGGACUUGGUGAAAGAUGACAAGGUAACUGAAAUAAGAAUGAAGCUAAUGAGAAGACACAAGGUUGUUCGUACAGUUGAGAAAGAGCAAAGAUACUGUGGUGACACUUAAAAAAAGUUCAUGUACCCACUGCUAUGUCAAAAUGUUAGAUUGGUCUAGAAAAUGCCAUUAUCCAUUUAAGAGCAUGUUUUACCAUUUACUCUUCAAAGCACCAUCUUUAGCAAUUUCAAGUGGACAAUAAUUAUACAGUCUGAAGAUUGGAAUAUCAUUGAAAGAACUCUCUGAUUAUUAUCGUCUGGUUUGUCUUUAUUUUAUUUAUGGUUUAAUGAUGUAGUAAUAGUGAGGAAGAUCAUGAGUAAAUGCAUACACAACAAUUUAAAAUUAGAAUGUAAAUACUAUGAGUUCAAAUGUACCAGUGAUCAAGAGUUCAGCACUGUGUAAGGUGCUCAAAAAUCACAUUUGUUUAUAUAUAGCUUUACUGUGUCUUGGCUUUAGAAAUCCAUCAGAUGGUUGUGAAGGGAAACUGUGUUAAAAGACUUCAUAGUAAUUGAGGUAAUGUCACCACAAAUGUGUGACCAACUGAAUCAUAAUACAAAUGUCAUUAAUAUGCACAAAGUAUAUACAAUAAUGCACAGACAACAGACUGUAUUAUUGAUGAAGAAUAAGCAACAUUUCCAUGCUCCCUUUGAAUUAUAAAAUGCUCACCUUUAUUAUAAAAAAAACAUGUCUACUUUCACUAUUACUUCUGAAUAACUUACGGAGAAAUUAAUGCUGAGUCUAAAAGGUUUGUAAAUGUGAUUAAAUUUAUUGAGGGCCUUUUUAUUUCCAGUGGAGAGGAUGUGUGAAUUAGCCUGGACUUUUGUGAGGCAGGACUGGUCUCAAGUUUUCUUCCCACUGAGAUAGAACAUUGCCUCCUCACACAUUUACUGGAGUGUUUACCAGAAAUGCUUUAACCAGCAGGGACUAAUUUCAAUAUAAACAGCAGUUAGGAUUUAACAUCUUCUGAUCAGGAAGUCAUUCACUCUUGGUGUAGAGGAAAAGGAUAAUAUUAAUUUCCUUUUGGACCAGCAGCUUUUUAUUACUCACCUCUGCCUCUUAUAUUCCACCUCAAAGUGGUAUUAAAUUGUGUUAAAGCAGAAACCACAUAAGUAGAAAUGUAUUCAAAAACUGUUCUUUCAUGGAUAUACUUAAAUGUCAUGCAGCGACUGGUAUUCCCAAUGUACAAAAUUAAAACCCAGUGUUUUUUUUUAACUGGUGCCAAGCUUAAAAAGGUGUUAGGAAAGGUUAUCAAAAGUGUGGGUAAUGAAGUUUGAAUAUGGUCUUAAGGGAAAAGAGUAAAAUGGAUAUCUUGAUGGAUUUAGGGAAAAAUUCCAAAGUGUGGCACAACUGCUAAUAUUGGGACAAUUUGAGAGUGGAAUUAAAAGAGCAAAAGAGCUUAGUGUGGAUUUGUGGGUUGAGGGAGGUUAUAGUGUUAGAGGGAUAACUGAAGGAUUUUUAAUACAAGGGAAACAAUUUUAAGCUUCAGGUUUUGAGAACAUCAGAGCCAAGAUAGUUCAGUGAGGACACAAGCUUGUAAGCCAAAAUAUGGACUUGACUUUUAGAUAGGAAAGAGAAAAAGGUAAAGGAAUUGGUUGACCUAGGGCUUAGCAAGAGGAAACUGUGGCUCCUCCAAGUUGGGUCCUAAAACCCAGAGAUAAAGAGAGCAAGUCAGGUAGAUGAGAGCCAUACAUGCUUAUGUUCCAUGUCAGCAGAUGGAAUCUAAGAAAACUGAAAAUAUUAUGGCACAUUGUCUUGCUGCAAUUGAAAGAAUCUAGACAUGUGGAGGCAGUUGCAUUGGGUCAGACAACCAUUGGGAGGCAUGAAGGAAGAUGGGAUGUCAAUGGUUCAAAGAAUUCUGGAAGUAAGAGGUUGAGAAGCAAGGAAUAGAGGGAAAAAGAGAGAGAAGAGGAAGAAAAGGAGAUUGAGAGAAAGAGGGAAAGAGAGAAAGAGAGAAGAGAGAAGUUGAUCAUCUGAAAGAGAGACAGGAAACAGGUAUUAAUUUGUAGAAUUGCAUCUUUCGUGACUGGGGUUUCCCAAAGUCAAUGCAACACUUUUAAACCCGUGGUAAACCUUUUAUCUGGAAAUAGUACCAUGAGGAAAAUACACAAUGUCUUUAAAAUAUUCGUGUAAUCCGUAAUCCUUUUUAAGAAUGUUUGGAAGGGACCUUUAAGAAUUUGCAUCAGUUGUAAAAGGAUUGAUUGUAAUUUUCUUUAAUGAUAAGCGAUAAUGAUUCAGUCAAGACAGAAACCAUAUGUUCACACAAAAGACAACUUUGAACAGGAGAACUGAAGGAUGAAGCCAUUCAGCGUCCAGAUGCACUGAGAAAGUGGGCAGAGUCUGAGAGAGGACCUCCAAUCUUGUGUGAAGAGAAGCCAACCAAGUUCUUAUGGAAGGGCUGAUGAAGUGCUUUUGCCUGAAACAUUGAUUCUCCUGCUCCUCCGAUGCUGCCUGAACUGCUGUGCUUUUACAGCAUCACACUCUUACUCUAAUCUUCAGCAUCUGCAGUCCUCACUUUCGCCAAGCUCUCUGGAAAGAUCAGUCUUGUGUUUUGCAGUAAGAAGGAAACAUAAUCUCCUGAGGAAGCAAUGUACAAGUGUGCUGAAAGAGACUGAGUCCUUAAAAAGUGUUCAGAGACACAAAGGAGUUGAGAGAGUGUAUAAGAAGCAAUGAUUGUGACCAGGAUGCUGUCGGUUGACUGGUUGAAAAGGAACUUUGAAAAGCUAUAGCAUCAUGACUAAAAAGAUCCAAAUGAGAGAUACAAAAACAGAAAUUGCUGAGUUUAAUUGUGUUCAGUUCUGAAGAAGGGUCACUGGACCUGAAACGAGAACA
Messenger RNA from Chiloscyllium plagiosum (whitespotted bambooshark), 3866 nucleotides. NCBI's taxonomy places the organism in Eukaryota, Metazoa, Chordata, Chondrichthyes, Orectolobiformes, Hemiscylliidae. The record is from RefSeq and is a predicted model, not a curated record.